Molecule: messenger RNA, 1797 nt
Organism: Brassica rapa (field mustard)
Lineage: Eukaryota; Viridiplantae; Streptophyta; Magnoliopsida; Brassicales; Brassicaceae
Product: sucrose transport protein SUC1
Biological process (GO): sucrose transport
Cellular component (GO): vacuole; plasma membrane
Molecular function (GO): sucrose:proton symporter activity
Source: RefSeq, a predicted model, not a curated record
UCUCUCAUAUCUCUUAGAUCACAAGAAAGUACAAUCUUCACUAUAUUAAAAACAGAGAGAAAGAAAAAAAAAAAGAAAUAUACCUUUUUAAAAACAUUCUUGGUUUUUUAGAGAAUGGGAGCUUUUGAAACAGAAAAAACCGCAAAAGAUGCGGCGGUUGUAGAGACACAGCCACCUUCGGAAGACUUCGACCAGCCAUCUCCCCUCCGCAAAAUCAUCUCCGUCGCUUCCAUCGCCGCCGGUUUACAGUUCGGGUGGGCCCUACAGCUCUCUCUCCUGACUCCUUACGUUCAGCUUCUCGGUAUCCCUCACAAAUGGUCCUCUCUCAUCUGGCUCUGCGGUCCCGUCUCCGGCAUGAUUGUUCAACCCAUCGUCGGUUACCACAGUGACAGAUGCACCUCAAGAUUCGGUCGCCGUCGUCCCUUCAUCGCCGCCGGAGCCGCCCUGGUCGCCGUCGCCGUGUUUUUGAUCGGAUACGCCGCGGAUAUCGGCCACAAAAUGGGAGACAAACUCGAGCAGAAAUCCCCGAGGGUCCGAGCCAUCGGGAUCUUCGCCUUCGGGUUUUGGAUCCUCGACGUCGCUAACAACACCCUCCAAGGACCUUGCCGUGCUUUCCUCGCCGACCUAUCCGCCGGAGACGCUAAAAGAACGCGAGUCGCAAAUGGGUUUUUCUCCUUCUUUAUGGCGGUUGGAAACGUUUUGGGAUACGCCGCAGGUUCUUACACUAACCUCCACAAGAUGUUCCCGUUCGCAAUGACCAAAGCUUGCGAUAUCUACUGCGCGAAUCUCAAGUCGUGUUUCUUCUUGUCCAUCACACUCCUCAUUAUCGUCACCGUCUCGUCUCUCUGGUACGUUAAAGACAAACAAUGGUCUCCGGCGCCAAACUCCGGCGACGAAAAGACAUCGAGUGUUCCGUUCUUUGGAGAAAUCCUUGGAGCUUUUAAAGUCAUGCAACGUCCCAUGUGGAUGCUACUUAUCGUCACGGCCCUAAACUGGAUCGCAUGGUUCCCGUUUCUUUUGUUUGAUACUGACUGGAUGGGUCGUGAAGUGUACGGUGGAAAUUCAGUAGGAGACGAUAGAAUGUUGAAACUAUACAACAAAGGAGUACACGCUGGUGCAUUGGGAUUGAUGCUUCAAUCGAUAGUUCUUUUGUUUAUGUCACUUGGUGUUGAGUGGAUUGGUCGGAAAGUGGGAGGAGCUAAACGGCUUUGGGGGAUUGUCAACUUUAUCCUUGCCAUAGGCUUGGCCAUGACGGUUCUAAUUUCGAAACAGGCGGAGGAACACCGGAAAACUGCCGGUGACUUUGCCGGACCGUCAUCUGGUGUUAAAGCUGGAGCGUUGAGUCUCUUUGCUGUUCUUGGUAUUCCAUUAGCUAUUACUUUCAGUAUUCCAUUUGCACUAGCCUCCAUAUUUUCAAAUAGCUCCGGCGCCGGCCAAGGACUUUCGAUAGGAGUUUUAAAUUUGGCAAUUGUGAUACCACAAAUGAUAGUAUCACUUGGAGGAGGAUCUUUUGACGCCCUCUUCGGUGGUGGAAACCUACCGGUAUUUGUGGUCGGAGCAAUCGCAGCAGCCAUUAGUGGAGUAUUAGCGUUAACCGUUUUACCUUCACCGCCACCAGAUGCACCUGCCUUGAAGUCGGGAGCCAUGGGCUUCCAUUAGUGUACUCUAUGUUUAAUUUUCUUGUGAAACUCAUCAACUACAGUACUGUUGUGCAAAUAUAAACCUUUAUAACCAAAAAGAAUGGUUAAAGUGAUAAAUAUAAUAACCUUGGGUUAUCUAUCUCACCCUUUCUUUUAG